AUGGCUUCAAAUAUACCCGCAAACGUGGCCGCUGGGCCCAGCUUCUGGCCGUCCAUCUCUAUGACCGAGGCAACAACAGCUCUGUCGCAACGUGCUGCCAUCCUCACUAGAAGUGAGAACAGCAAGGCCAAACAGCAGCAAGGGCUUGGUAUAGUUAGUUUCUUGACUGCCAUCAGCGUCGCUGUAGCUAUUUUCUCGGCCCAGUUUCUCUUGUUUGCAUCGUUACGAAACAAGCUGGCAAGAAUAUUCAAGCCAAAGACCUACCUUGUUCCCGAGCGCGAGAGAACUGAGCCGCCGCCAGCAAACCUAGUAUCCAUGAUUGGAGCCCUGGUUACGUACGACGAGCGUGAAGUCAUCAAAAAAUGCGGCUUGGACGCAUAUUUCUUUCUACGCUAUUUGAAAACACUUCUCGUCAUAUUCGUACCAAUAUCCUUUGUGGUAUUGCCCAUCUUGCUACCCUUGAAUUUUGUCGAUGGCAUCGGUCGCCAAAUAGACAUCAGUGACGGGGACAGAAAUUCUACCAAUGCGACCAUCCCGACUGGUCUUGACACCUUGGCAUGGGGAAACGUCGCUCCGAACAAUCGGAGCCGAUACACAGCCCACCUUAUAAUGGCCAUCCUCGUCGUCAUUUGGGUCUGCACAGUCUUUUUCUUCGAGCUGCGAGUUUACAUUAAAAUCCGCCAAGAUUAUCUGGCCAGCGCCGAGCACCGUCUUCGAGCCUCUGCUACCACUGUUCUUGUCAGCAGUAUUCCGAAAAAAUGGCUGACUGAAGAAGCCUUGUCGGGGUUGUUUGACGUGUUACCGGGAGGCAUAAGGAACCUUUGGAUCAACCGAGAUUUGACUCAACUCCUGGACAAGAUCUCCCUCAGGGACAGUAUUCACAAGCAGUUAGAAUCUGCCGAGACAAGUCUCAUCAAAGCAGCUAAAAAGGCCCAGCUGAAGCAGAGAAAUGCGGAAGAAAAGAGGAGGCGUAGGAAGCUGAAUCUAAAAGCCUUGACUAAAACAGAGAAAGCUGCUAGAGAUGCAGAGGAGGACGCUGAAGCUAAUCGUUUAGCUCGCACCGAAGAAUGUGCAGAUGCUGGACAUGACCAAGAUGUCCCCCUCACUGAUGAUGCAUGCAUCCUCGAGCCUCGGCUUGAAAACCGAGAAACCUUGCGUGCGACAACCUCACCGGACACCACUACGGGUCCAGACGGAAAUCACAACCCUCUACAUCUUGUUGGAACUGGCCUAAAAGGAGUGGCCGGAAAGGCAGGACGAGGUGUAAAUAACGCACUGGGCACCAAAAACGGCUUCGUGGAUCUGAGCUCUGCGCAAGAACAUACCCAUCAAAGAGUUCCUUCUCCGACUCCAACCGAGCCGCAGGAAGCUCUACGAGGCUCCUUGGACGACUCAAUACUCACAUCCAAUUCAUCCAAAGCCACAAGACCACCCUACGAUCCGACGCACCAUCGUGACAUGAAAAACUCUGUCCGCAAAGCUGACCACGCUGACGAUUUAUACCUGAAUGCGAAGCCAAAGUUUUGGCAGUUUUGGAAACCCCCGCAAGGCGGGUUUGCGUCGCCUGUACCGCAUGGCGCUUCGGGAUCCGUGCCUACUACCGAGGGAUCUGGCUGGCAGACUUUCAAAAAUUCCCUUCCAUUUAUGGGCCCAAAGGACGAACCAUUCAAAUACGAUGAUGCUUAUGAAUGCGAUAAUCAACUGGAACUGGACAAGGAUGCCGAAUGGGCGAAAUAUAUCAAAAGACGUGACCGCCCGACUCAUCAUCUUCCCCUUUUCGGAUUGAAUUGGAUGUUUGGAAUGCCGCUAAUCACCAAAAAGGUCGACACGAUUUACUGGUGCCGUCAAGAGCUUGCUCGACUCAACUUGGAGAUCGAGGAAGAUCAAAAGCAUCCGGAGAGAUUCCCAUUGAUGGGCUCCGCCUUUAUCCAGUUCAAUCAUCAGAUUGCUGCACACAUGGCAUGCCAGUGCAUCGCUCACCACUUACCAAAGCACAUGUCCCCACGGACCAUUGAGAUUUCGCCUCGCGACGUUGUCUGGGGGAACAUGGCAAUCAGUUGGUGGCAACAGUGGCUUCGUUCAAUCAUAGUUGUGACAAUCGUUGUCGCCAUGAUCAUAUUGUGGGCUAUUCCCGUGGCCUGGACUGCUGCCAUAGGUCAAGCCGAUGCUCUCAUCAGAUCUAAUAGUUGGCUAGCGGAUCUCGAACAGAACAAAGGACUUGGAACUUUUGUCAAAGCGGUUUCCGGUGUCUUGCCUGCUGUUAUUUUGGCGAUUUUGCUCGUCCUGGUUCCAGUCAUUUUCGGUUUACUGGCAGGCUUCAAAGGCGCAAAGACCGGGGCACAGAAGACGGAAUUCGUUCAGAUGUACUACUUUGCUUUCUUAUUUGUACAAGUCUUUCUUGUUAUUUCGAUUGCGUCGUUCUUCUUCAAGUCGCUCGGGGACUUCAUUACCGGCUUCAAGGAGCUGUCCAGCGUCACUUCCGUCCUUACACUCUUGGCCCUGAAUUUGCCGUCCGCCGCCAUUUACUUCUUUUCCUACAUGAUUCUACAGGCUCUUUCUACCAGCUCUGGGACCUUGCUGCAGGUCGGCUCUUUGUUCAUGUGGUUCAUCAUGGCGCCGAUUUUCGACAGCACUGCCAGGCAGAAGUGGGCACGCAACACGUCGCUCAACCAGGUCAACUGGGGCUCUUUCUUCCCCGUGUACACGAAUUUCGCCUGCAUCGGGUUAAUAUAUUGCGUUGUUGCGCCGCUAAUUUCUAUCUUUGCGAUCAUCACAUUCGGUCUGCUCUGGCUGGCUCAGAGAUAUGCAAUGCUGUACGUCAACCGAUCUGACACUGACACUGGCGGAGUCUUGUAUCCUCGAGCAAUCAACCAAACGUUUACCGGAAUUUACGUCAUGGAGCUCUGCCUGGCUGGGUUGUUUUUCAUUGUGCCUGGCGGUCAAUGCACCCCUCACGGCGUUAUCAUGGUUGCCGUGUUCAUCCUCACACUAUUGUACCAAGUUAUGCUCAAUCUUUCUUUCUCGCCUCUAUUCCGAUAUCUUCCAAUUACGCUCGAGGACGAAGCUGUACUUCGGGACGAAGCAUUCCAACGAGCUCAGGAUGUUCGGUUUGGAUUAAUUCAGGAAGAUGAAGAACGGGGGCGGGCUAAUCUUGCAGAGAAAGCAACAUCGGUUCCAGCCAGUGACAAGAAUAUCGAGCUCCAGAACGUGGAGCCUGGCAGAAUAGAUGACUCGAAUAGCCGUUUCAGGCCCGCCAAGCAGGUUGGACAUUGGGCCAAAGCUGGAGGCAAACAGGUCGGCACAUGGGCCAGGGGUGGCGGCAAUCAGCUUCGCAAGCUGAAGAACAUGACAGACAACACGCGGGCUGCACAAUACCGCCGAAACCAACACAAGAAGAAUCUCGACGCACAGAGGGCUAUAGGUGAUGCCCUCUACGGCGGCAUUCCAGACGACAUUGAGGAUUUGACCCCCGAAGAAAGAGAUACCCUGACGCAACACGCAUUUUUGCACUCGGCUCUACGAGCUCGAAGACCUACAGUCUGGAUACCACGAGAUGAUUUGGGGGUGAGCGACGACGAAAUUCGACGCACAAACGCAUUCAGCAAGCAUAUUUGGGUCAGUAACGAAGGAACAGCGCUUGACAGUAAAGUACGCGUUGUGUACGGGAAGAACCCCCCUGAUUUUUCGGAGUUGGAUAUCAUCGUCUUGUAA
Messenger RNA from Metarhizium album ARSEF 1941, 3711 nucleotides. RefSeq lists its product as uncharacterized. Bases 1 to 3711 code for a protein of 1236 amino acids. Gene Ontology annotation, cellular component: plasma membrane. The transcript is spliced from 2 exons. Gene Ontology annotation, molecular function: calcium-activated cation channel activity. The record is from RefSeq and is a predicted model, not a curated record. Lineage: Eukaryota; Fungi; Ascomycota; Sordariomycetes; Hypocreales; Clavicipitaceae.